GGGACCCACUAGCCUCCAGCUUCCUCCCAGCGGCCUAGCCCCUUCUUCUCCUCUCCUCCUCCCACUCUCCCAGCCCAUGCCUCCUCCGUCCCACUCUCCAUCCAAACAAGCCGCCAAGAUCUAAUAAAACCCUCGCCCAUUUCUCUCUCCUCGCCUCCGGAACCGAAUCCUUAUCGAUCGCUGUCGCCGGCUCGGGUUAGAGUUGCGCACCGUCUGCCUCGGCCCCACCGCCCCUUCAAAACCCUUCCCUCCGCCUCCCUGCUUCCGCCACUGCUAGGCCAACCCCCGCGGCCACCUCCUCGGCCCCCGCCUCGCCGUGGCAUGAGAAGAUGGCCGCCUUCUCCAGGGGCCUCGCAGCGCCGACGUUCGAUCUGACCGCGGCGAGUGGGGCAGCGCCCUGGCCGCGCCGCCCCGCACGCGUCCAGCCCCGCCGCGGUGCCGCGAUCCGGUGCUGCUGCGGGGGCGACACGGAGCCACGGAGGCGCCUCUCGAGGACCGCCGCGGCCGCGCCGGAGCGUGACGAGGAAUGGCGCAUCGACGGGAACAAACCCGGCCGACGGCGCGCCGGCCUCACCGCCAUGCCCUCACUCCCAUUCCCUUCACCUCGUUCUAGAAGGCACUCCAAGCAACAGGAUUUCUAUCCACGGUGCACGCAGAGGGGGCCAGCUCCUCAAUCUUGCGACACCCCGCCCAAGAGAGAUACUGGUAUUGCUAGUGAGAAGGAAUGGGGAAUCAACUUGCUGGAUGAAGCGAUCAAGGAGUCCGGAACAAAUGAAGAUGGAAGCACUUGGUACAGGGAGAGCGGAGAAGAUCUUAGUGAGAAUGGGUACCGGUGCCGCUGGGCAAGAAUGGGAGGACAGAGCCAUGAUGGUUCCACUGAAUGGAAAGAGACCUGGUGGGAGAAAAGUGAUUGGACUGGAUAUAAGGAACUAGGUGCGGAGAAAUCUGGGAAGAAUGCUGAAGGUGACUCUUGGUGGGAAAAAUGGAAAGAAGUUCUGUACCAAGAUGAGUGGAGCAAUCUUGCAAGAAUAGAGAGAAGUGCUGAAAAACAAGCAAAAUCAGGAGCAGAGAAUGCAGGGUGGUAUGAGAAAUGGUGGGAGAAAUAUGAUGCCAAAGGUUGGACAGAAAAAGGUGCUCACAAAUAUGGGAGGUUAAACGAGCAAUCCUGGUGGGAGAGGUGGGGUGAACAUUAUGAUGGCCGCGGAUUUGUUCUGAAAUGGACUGAUAAGUGGGCAGAGACAGACUUAGGCACCAAAUGGGGGGACAAGUGGGAAGAAAAGUUCUUUUCAGGAAUUGGUUCACGACAAGGGGAGACAUGGCAUGUAUCUCCUGGUAAUGAACGCUGGUCAAGAACUUGGGGAGAAGAACACUUCGGUAAUGGAAAAGUCCAUAAGUAUGGAAAGAGCACAACUGGUGAGAGCUGGGAUUUAGUAGUCGAUGAGGAGACAUACUAUGAGGCCGAGCCUCAUUAUGGAUGGGCUGAUGUGGUUGGAGACUCAACACAGUUGUUGUCGAUACAACCUCUUGAAAGGCCACCUGGAGUAUACCCAGCUAUUGACUUCAGCUCGUCACCUCUACCAAAAGAUGAUCCACCCGGCAUGCCUCCUUCGCCUCUCGAAUGAAUUAGAUUGCCAGUAAAAAGAAAUUUUCUUUCUAGGCUCCAAUUUUGCUUGUAAGGGAACAUUCUUUGUAGGAAGUUGAUCGACCUCAUUCCUGUGUCAAUUGGUUCGUUCAUUCUUUUGUAGGUUUUCCUUCCACGUUAUAGCGUUUUAAUGUUCAGAAAUAAUCAAUGCACCGUGAUUAUAUCGCCUUUGCUUA
Molecule: messenger RNA, 1818 nt
Organism: Phragmites australis (common reed)
Lineage: Eukaryota; Viridiplantae; Streptophyta; Magnoliopsida; Poales; Poaceae
Product: protein EARLY STARVATION 1, chloroplastic
Exons: 11
Coding region: 330-1622 (430 amino acids)
Biological process (GO): starch metabolic process; regulation of starch metabolic process
Cellular component (GO): starch grain; chloroplast stroma
Molecular function (GO): starch binding
Source: RefSeq, a predicted model, not a curated record